This is a messenger RNA of Penicillium coprophilum, 315 nucleotides long. RefSeq lists its product as uncharacterized. Bases 1 to 315 code for a protein of 104 amino acids. NCBI's taxonomy places the organism in Eukaryota, Fungi, Ascomycota, Eurotiomycetes, Eurotiales, Aspergillaceae. The record is from RefSeq and is a predicted model, not a curated record. The transcript has 2 exons.
AUGAUCAACCGUUCGCAUGCCAAUAUCCAUAAGCACGAGCACGAGCACGAGCACGAGCAUGGUCAUGAGUACGAGCAGAACGACGCUCCAGAAAUGAAAGAUCCUCUUCAGCCCGGAUCCUCCGACAUUGACGAAAGAAUGACGACUCCAGCCCGGGACUAUAAGGAAGCCAUUGACAAAUCCAAUAUCCUCAAUGAAGAUCGCCUUCGCCAGGCAAUGCCACAGUCCUCCAAGGUGAACCAAGAGCCCUCUGAGGAAGAAAUCGAUAUUUCUUGGCGGCCUGAUCCAUCGGGUCAUCCGCGGAGGACUUUCUAG